UUCGACUUUCACGUACUCUACCGAGAUUCGGAGUUCGAGAGUCGAGACCGUGGAGUCGGAGGCGGCGGAGGAAAGCGAGCAACGAAACCCUAUCCCCAUCGAUCCGAUUUCUCUUCUUAUUCGAUUCCAGUUUCGUUUUGCCUAGCUACUCCGUAGCACUUUCGUGUUCGAUCCUCUAUUAUAUAUGUACAAUUAAUCGACAAUCGCCAGGCAGGGAUCCGAUCGAAGAGAGCGGAAGCAGCAAUGGCAGCGGCGCUUCGAAACGCGGCGGCGAGGCUCGGCGGCCUCCGCGCACUCCAGCGAACGCAGGCGGCAAUCAUCUCAGAGGAGCGACGGCAGGUUCAGACAAGGCUCCUCCACACCAGGCCCUCCACCAUUGACGAGAAGAAAGACGUCGCGAUUCGCUUAGGCAAAAUCAAUGAGAUGAAAGAGGAGAUGUACAAUCUGAUUGCCGAGUUUGAAACGAAGUACAAGGUUCCUGUCAGGGUAGCCUGGCCGAAUCAACAGCUGCUGGAGGUGCUUUCCGUGCAAGUCAAGCCUAGAUCCAACGACCCCCACUGGCGCUCGUGUCGAAAUUCAAGGAUAAGAGGUCGUUUUAUGUGGCUAGUUGGGGUAUGUACGAGUGCCAGUAUCUUUGCAGAUGGUUUCAUAUGGUGUCUCAAAGAAGUAGAAGAUCCAGAAAGGAAAAUUAUAGAAAGCAUGAAGAAGUUAGUCAUGGACAGGUGGAACAAGCAAGAUCAGUGGAAUCAGUCGAAAAAUGGAAGAUGAUCGGAUGACGAGUUCAUCAGAAAUAAAAAAAGCAAAGAUGAAUAUGCUAGCUUUCUGAAAUGUAUAUGUUUGCUGUACUUGAGUCAGUGUUUCGUAUCGAGGGUCUCUGAUAGCUUUGUAGACCGAAUAAACUAUCUUCAUGUGUAUUUGGUGUCCCUCAAUUCCUCAUGAUCUUUGCUCAAUAAAUAAAUAAAUCUGUUGUUGUCAACAAAUC
This is a messenger RNA of Brachypodium distachyon (stiff brome), 982 nucleotides long. RefSeq lists its product as uncharacterized. NCBI's taxonomy places the organism in Eukaryota, Viridiplantae, Streptophyta, Magnoliopsida, Poales, Poaceae. The coding region runs from base 244 to 768 and encodes 174 amino acids. The transcript is spliced from 3 exons. The record is from RefSeq and is a predicted model, not a curated record.